This is a messenger RNA of Lepus europaeus (European hare), 6355 nucleotides long. It is a transcript of the gene SEC24A, whose product is annotated as SEC24 homolog A, COPII coat complex component. Gene Ontology annotation, biological process: intracellular protein transport; endoplasmic reticulum to Golgi vesicle-mediated transport; COPII-coated vesicle cargo loading. The record is from RefSeq and is a predicted model, not a curated record. The coding region runs from base 299 to 3574 and encodes 1091 amino acids. Gene Ontology annotation, cellular component: endoplasmic reticulum exit site; COPII vesicle coat. The transcript has 23 exons. Gene Ontology annotation, molecular function: zinc ion binding; SNARE binding. Lineage: Eukaryota; Metazoa; Chordata; Mammalia; Lagomorpha; Leporidae.
GCCGGGGCCUCCCUCUUCUCCGGGUUGGUUUGGCUGCCGCCUGUCUGCCCGGCGUUCGCGGCCCCAUCGGCCCGACCCCUAAGCCUCGACUCCCAGUCCAGGCCGUGGCCGCCGGCGGGGCUGGGGAGAGUGAGGCGCCAUGCCUCGGCCUUGAUGCGCGCCGUCCUCUCCUCUCUGCGUCGUCAGCCCUCAGUCCUUAGCCUCCUCCCUCCGCUUUGAGCAGUCGCCGUUCAGCUCUCGGCUUGGCGCUGCUCUCGACCCCGACCAGCCCCUUCCCACCCGGAGAGCCGCUGCCGUCAUGUCCCAGCCGGGGGUUCCCGCCUCCGGCGCCGCCCCGACCGGCCUGCAGGCACGGAACGGGGCCGCCUCGGCCUCGGGGUCUCCCUACGCCAACGGUCCUGUCCAGAAUGCACUGAUGUCUUCACAAGUGUCAGCGAAUCAAGGAUAUAACUCCCAGCUUCCAGGAUCCUACCCUCACCUGAUACCAGCAAAGACUCUGAAUCCAGUCUCUGGACAGUCUAACUAUGGUGGUUCUCAGGGAUCUGGGCAGACUUUUAAUAGACCACCUGUGGCUUCUCAUCCAGUGACACCCUCACGCCAUAGUGGUCCUGUUCCCCGAAUGCCACUUCCAGCUUCUCAGAACCCAGCUGCUACACCAAUGCCUUCUGGAAGCUUUCUUCCUGGAGCCAACUUGCCACCACCCUUGAACUGGCAGUAUAACUAUCCAUCCGCAGGAUCACAGACAAACCAUUGUCCUCGUACGUCGUCCCAACUAACUGUAUCGGAGAAUACAAACUUAACAACAAAUCAUCAGUAUGCUUCUUCUGGGGAUCCUUCACUUCAAAACAGCUUCACAAAAUCAGGUUAUGCAGCUCCCUUACCAAAUCCACCUCUGCCUACCACUUUUCAACCAGGAGCUCCUUAUGGACCCCCUCCUCCAACUGGAGGCCCUCCUCCAGUACGGGUACCCCAGAAAUCAUUACAGGGAGCUGUACCCCAGCCUUCGUUUAAUUCAGCUGUCAACCAAGAAGGUAUUACAUCAGAUACUAAUAAUGGAGCAACGAUGGUCCACAGUAGUUAUGAUGAAAUCGAAGGAGGUGGCUUCUUGGCAACACCACAGCUUACAAAUAAAAAUCCCAAAAUGAGCCGAAGUGUUGGAUAUUCAUAUCCCUCCUUACCACCUGGUUAUCAGAACACAACGCCGCCCAAUGCAACUGGAAUCCCAUCUUCUUCCUUGAAUUACCCAAGUGGGCCACAGGCCUUUACUCAGUCUCCCUUAGGUGCUAAUCAUUUAACUGCAAGCAUGAGUGGAUUAAGUCUACAUCCAGAGGGUCUAAGAGUUGUCAAUCUUCUUCAAGAAAGGAACAUGCUUCCCCCAACACCUUUGCGGCCUCCGGUUCCGAAUUUGCAUGAAGACAUCCAGAAACUCAACUGUAGCCCAGAGUUGUUCCGAUGCACGCUGACGAGCAUCCCUCAGACGCAGGCCUUACUGAAUAAAGCCAAACUUCCCCUGGGGCUGCUGCUUCACCCUUUCAAGGACCUAGUGCAAUUGCCUGUGGUUACCUCCAGUACAAUUGUGAGAUGCCGUUCAUGCCGGACGUACAUCAACCCCUUUGUCAGCUUUCUUGAUCACAGGAGAUGGAAGUGUAAUUUAUGUUACCGAGUCAAUGAUGUUCCUGAAGAAUUCAUGUACAACCCUUUGACCAGAGUCUAUGGAGAACCUCAUAGAAGACCUGAAGUUCAGAAUGCUACUAUUGAAUUUAUGGCUCCUUCAGAAUACAUGUUACGGCCGCCUCAACCUCCAGUGUACCUUUUUGUGUUUGAUGUGUCUCACAAUGCAGUUGAAACUGGAUACUUGAAUUCAGUUUGCCAGAGUUUGUUAGACAAUCUGGACUUACUUCCUGGCAACACUAGAACAAAAAUUGGCUUCAUAACAUUUGACAGUACAAUUCAUUUCUACAGUCUCCAAGAAGGUCUCUCCCAACCGCAGAUGCUAAUAGUUUCAGAUAUUGAAGAUGUUUUCAUACCUAUGCCAGAGAACUUACUAGUCAAUUUAAAUGAAAGUAAAGAGCUCGUCCAAGAUUUACUGAAGACUUUGCCACAAAUGUUUACCAAGACACUGGAGACCCAGAGUGCCUUGGGUCCUGCGCUUCAGGCUGCUUUUAAGCUGAUGUCCCCAACUGGAGGUCGAAUGUCUGUUUUUCAAACACAACUCCCAACUCUUGGAGUGGGAGCCCUGAAACCACGAGAGGAACCCAACCAAAGAUCAUCUGCUAAGGAAAUACACCUAACGCCAUCCACUGACUUCUAUAAGAAAUUAGCCUUGGAUUGCUCUGGUCAGCAGGUAGCUGUUGACUUAUUCCUUCUCAGUGGGCAGUACUCUGAUUUGGCUUCUCUGGGCUGUAUAUCUCGCUAUUCAGCGGGUAGUGUGUAUUACUAUCCCUCUUACCAUCAUCAGCACAACCCAGUACAAGUACAGAAGUUACAGAAGGAGCUACAGAGAUACCUCACGCGGAAGAUUGGCUUUGAGGCUGUCAUGAGGAUUCGGUGCACCAAAGGUCUUUCCAUUCAUACUUUCCAUGGGAACUUCUUUGUUCGGUCAACAGACUUACUGUCUUUGCCCAAUGUCAACCCAGACGCCGGCUAUGCAGUGCAGAUGUCUGUGGAAGAGAGUCUUACUGACACUCAGCUGGUUUCUUUUCAGUCAGCACUCUUGUAUACAUCCAGUAAAGGUGAAAGACGAAUUCGUGUCCAUACUUUGUGUUUGCCUGUGGUUUCUACUUUGAAUGAAGUCUUUCUUGGAGCUGAUGUUCAAGCAAUUUCAGGGUUAUUGGCAAAUAUGGCUGUUGACCGAUCCGUGACUGCAAGUCUGAGUGACGCUCGAGAUGCUCUGGUGAACGCCGUCAUUGACUCUCUUUCUGCCUACCGUGCCUCGGUCCUGAGUAACCAGCAGCCUGGACUCAUGGUUCCUUUUUCUUUGCGACUCUUCCCACUUUUUGUGUUGGCUCUCCUUAAACAGAAAUCAUUCCAGACUGGGACAAAUGCACGUCUUGAUGAACGUAUUUUUGCGAUGUGUCAAGUGAAAAAUCAACCUUUGGUUUACCUUAUGCUCACAACGCAUCCCAGUUUGUAUAGAGUCGACAAUCUCUCAGAUGAGGGAGCCCUCAGCAUCAGCGAUAGAACCAUACCGCAGCCCCCUCUUCUUCAGCUGUCAGUGGAAAAGCUGAGCAGGGAUGGCGCCUUCCUCAUGGAUGCAGGCUCGGUACUGAUGCUUUGGAUUGGAAAAAAUUGUGCACAGAGUUUUCUCACCCAAGUUCUAGGAGUUCAGAACUAUGCAUCAAUUCCACAGAUUAUGACUGACCUUCCAGAACUUGAUACACCGGAAUCUGCCAGAAUAAUAGCUUUCAUCUCUUGGCUUAGAGAUCAGAGACCAUUCUUCCCAGUACUUUAUGUAAUAAGGGAUGAGAGUCCAAUGAAAGCAAACUUUCUUCAAAACAUGGUAGAAGACAGAACAGAAUCUGCAUUGUCUUACUAUGAAUUCCUUUUGCAUAUACAGCAGCAGGUGAAUAAAUGAACAAAUGAAGGAAUAUGACUUUGUUAUUUCUAAGGAAAGUCACAAUAAUGCAAAAUGCCUGGGAAUGUGUAAUACCUUCCUUUUCUAUAAGUUUGUGGACUGAUGUGAUAAUUAAAAUGUUCUCACUGUGAUUUCAACAAACUAUAGCAAAUAAAGGACCACAGCAGAGAAUCUAAACAUGCAACUCUGAAAUACUGUAUUUUUCAAAACAAAAUAUAUCUACAUAUGAUUGGAUACCUUUUUUUCUUUGCUGCCAAUUAUGUUUGAGUUAUCAUGGAUGGAGAUAAGACAAUAUUGCAGAGGCAAACUACAUUUUGUAAAAUAAAGACUUCUAUGUCUACAUGUAUAUUUCUCAUUUUUUAUUUUUAUGAAUUUUUGGCUGCUACGUUUAAAACCUCACUACAUAAGUGUUGCAGGGAAGUUUCAAAUUCAUCGACAAUGAUCUUUUUAAAAUAAAAUUCAGAAGUAAAUAGAAUCUAGAAAACUAGAAUUUAUUCCCCAUCCAUGUUUUCUUUUUUUUAAGGAAGGAAAAGGAUCAUCAUGUAACUAAAUCUAGAAUAAACUAACUAGCUUUAGAGGACUGUGAAGUAACGCAUUCAAGCUUUAACGUCUGUCAGUAUUCUCUUUUCUUAAGAACAAAGUCACUUUGAUUUGAAGUGAAAACGAAAACUAGGCAGUUUUCUGACUUGACAGAAGAAGACUUGGACAUACUUACUCUGCAGUGCAAAGAGUUUGAGCUGUCUUCAUAAUUGUGCUGGGGCUGGCAAUGAUAACAGGAAGAUGAGAAACUUCAUCUUGAUCCUUUAACUGGGUUUUUAUUUGAUACAUUUCCACUCUGUGUUGUAUAAUAAAAAUGUUAUUUUGGAUGAAAUGGAGAUGAAAGAAGUUAAAGGUUUCACAGAUGUAGCAAAUCAACUGUAUCAGUGAUGUUGUUUUCUAAGGAGUUUAGCAAUUAAAUUGGAUCCCACUUAUAAGAAAUAUGUGUUCUUGGAUCUUAGGACAGUAAAGCUUGAAUGCUACUGUUUGAUUUAGUGGGAAUUAAGAUUACAUGAUUCCAUUAUAUUCAAGUUAAGAAAGAAGCUUGAUUUUUGAACAUACUUGUACGACUGCUUUUUUGAUUCAGCUGGAGAAAUAGUCAAAACUAUUGAUUGAAUUUUGUUUACAAGUAGGUAAAUUAUACAUCUGUAUAUUUAAAGUGCUGUGAUAAUAUCUUAAAGUUUGGCUCAGUUUUCACUGAUUCAUCUUAUAUGAACUUCUUAAAAGAUAUUCCUAAGUAAUACUUGAUGAAAAGAUCUUUUGUUUAUAUUAAUGGGUUAGAAAAUGUGUUUACAGUCUUACAUGAUCACCAAUGAGAUAGCAACUUUCAAGUUUACAUCACUAUGAGCUGACUUGAGCUGAGGUGUUUGGGGCAGGGAAGAAGUGGGUCCUGCUGAAGUGCACAAUUGCUUGUAGCUGAGUCAGUGUGACUGUGUUCUAUAAAAUGUCGUCUCUUGUAAAGCAGUGUUAAGGUUGGGCUUCCGUGUACAAGUGGUGCACUGAGCCGGAAGUUUUCUUGAAAGAUGCUUUGUUUAUUGAGAAGCAAUUUUCAGAUGGUAGCAAAUUGAAAUAAAUUUUUAUUUUCCCCUCUUCUAAAGAGUCAUUGUAUCCUGAUGUUUUUCAAAAUAACCCAAAUUUUCCUCAAACUAAUUUUAAAUGAUAUUUGUGGGUCCUUUCUUAGCAGUUUUAAAGAAUCUUCUAGAGGGAGAUGUGUGUGCUUUUAAGGAUAACCUUCCUUGUGCCUCACGACGUCCCUAAGUGGGUAUGACUUGUUAUUGCUACUUGCAUUGCUAGCAUAAUUCACAAAAUUACUUUGGAAAUUUAUUUUAGAUAUUAUGUAACAUGUGCAAUCCAGAAUAAUUUUUUAUAACAGGUCAUAAAAAAACAUACUUUUAGUUAGGAUUCACAAUAUUUGUUCUCCAAUUAAUGAGAGAACCAGUGAGUCUCUUGGAUAUUGAUAUAAAGCAAUUAUUUUUUGCAAUAUUGAAUGUGUUUUUUAGUUUGAUUUUUUUCUUUCCAGUAGGGCACUACUUUCCAUCAACUUAUUACUUUUUGAUGUAAAGCAACUAAUAUUUACACUAUGCCAUAUUUUUUUUAUUGUAGUUGUAAAUUAUGAAAGAUCUUUGAAUUUUCUACAGAUCUACAACUACUAAUGUGACAGACAAGGGCAAUCUUGGUAUUUAAAUCUGAGCAUGGCAGUUCUACCAUAAAAAGUACUAUAUUUUUCUAAUUUCUAGAAUUUUUAAAAUGACAUUUCUGUAAGUGACAUACUAAUAUUCACUUGAGCAGUACUGUUUAUUUCAGUUUGCAUAUAUUUUCAUUGUUUUCAAUUUAAUGUAAUGUAUUGAGUCUAAUAGACUGUUUUGCAAUAAUUAGAAUAAAAGAUUUCUUCUAAUCAAAGAUGCAUAACAGCUAUUAUCUAGGGGACCACCAAAUGUGAUUUUAAGAUUUUGUUAACUCUAAUCCUUACAUAGAAGUUUUAAUUUUGUAAAGUAGUGUACAAUAUUGUAACAUUAAAUUCUCGUUCUCAGAUUUGAAUAUGUAUUGAUCUUCCAUGUGCUGUGUUAAGUCUUGCCUCUCGGAAAUGUUAGACAAGAUUUGUCUUCCUUUUUACAGUUUGUAAUUUUCACUGUUUUAUUCCUGUAAAAAAAAAAAAAAGUCAUUUGUAACCCAUGCAAACAAUCGUUUGAUCUGUGCUAACUUAUCGGUUUGGCUAUUCAAUAAAGUUAAUUGAGAGAGCUUACA